AUGACACGACGCAUAGUGAGCAUGCGACCAACCCCAGGGCGAUGCAGGAAGAGAGAAAACUGACGGCGCUGGUUAGAUCCGGGCCAGUGCCCAAUUCUGCGCCUUCGUCUUCGUUGUUUUGAUUCUGGUCUUUCUUGCCGAUUCGCGCUACCGCGUUCUGCCCAACUCGCUCCAUCAAGCACUGCCUUCGCACCAUGCCGGCUCCGUCAUUACCGAUGUCACGAUCGCAUUCUGCUCCUCCGUCAACCCCCUGUCGUCGUGUCGACUGGAUCCUAACGUGUGGAAUAGGGUGGAGAAAGACCUGUAUCUGGGAAAUGGCUGGUUGAGUAGCGCAUACUUGCACGUGCAGCGAAAGAAGGAGGAGCAGCUGACAGCGAAGGACAAAGUCGUUAUGGGCGUCAAAAUCAGCCGAAUGGACCCGUCGCAGGGGCAACGUGAAGAUGACAAUGAGAUAUGGGAAAGCAGGCCGGGAGGGAUAUACAUCAGCAGGAGCAGCAAGCGCCAUGACAGCGACUCGGACAGGGCCGUCACAGCCAUCGACGUACUGUUUGGAUCGGAUGCAGUGGACCCUCGGCUAGGCUGGCAAUUGCAGCAGAUGCCUCUCCUCGUCGAUGGCGGCGAUGCAAUGCGGUCACCGCGGCUCAGUGUGCGACACGGGCGGCCCAAGACGGACACCAGUCCUCCGACUCCUCGCGUGAGGAAAGAUGGCAAGUUCAAGAUCCUACAAAUAUCUGAUGCGCACCUGUCGACUGGCGUGGGGGCGUGUAGGGAUGCGAUCGGCCCUGGAAACGAAGCAAGCGCGCAUUGUGAAGCGGAUCCACGGACUCUGGAGUUUGUCGAGAGCAUACUGGACGAUGAAAAGCCUGAUCUUGUGGUCCUCUCCGGCGAUCAGGUAGAAGGUCCAAUGGCUCCAGACACGCAAAGCGCGAUAUUCAAGAUCGCCGCUCCCCUCAUAGAACGCUCCAUUCCGUACGCCGCUAUCUUCGGCAAUCAUGAUAACGAAGGAAUCCAUUCCCUACCAAGGGCAGUGCAAAUGGUACUCAUGGAGAAUCUUCCGUUCAGCCUGGCGCGGCGAGGUCCUGAAGAGCUGGCAGGCGUGGGCAAUUACUAUGUCGAGGUACUCGCGCCUGGCUCGCAGCAUUCCGCGCUCACAGUAUAUCUUCUGGACACGCACUCACUCACUCCCGAUGAGAAGCAUUACAGAGGUUACGAUUGGCUGAAGCAGGACCAGAUUAACUGGUUUCAGAGAACGGCGCAGGGACUGAAGAAGAACCAUGGAAAGUAUAGCCAUAUCCACAUGGACAUGGCCUUUAUCCACAUACCUCUUCCGGAAUUUGGCGAUCGCAGCAACAAGUGGACAGCUGGGCGCUGGGCUGAGCCCGUGACGGCUCCAGGAUUCAACAGCCACUUUUAUGAUGCGCUCGCAGAGGAGGGCGUGGUGGCAGUGGGAUGUGGGCACGACCACGUGAAUGAUUAUUGUGCAUUGCGGCCCCACAAGGCGACGACACGGGACGAUAAGGCUGAAGCCAACACCAACCAGCAUCCCGCAGCAACGGAUAAAAAGGAUCAUCUGGGCCCUUGGAUGUGCUACGCGGGUGGAUCCGGGUUUGGGGGCUACGGAGGCUAUGGUGGCUUCCACCGGCGGGUCAGGGUGUGGGAGAUGGACACGAACGCUGGGCGUUUGGUGACUUGGAAGCGCGUGGAAUGCUGCGGCGCGGAGACGAAGGAGAAAGUUGACGAGAUUACGCUGGUCGAAGGCGGAACCGUGAUUGCGCCUCCAUGA
Lecanosticta acicola is the source of this 1783-nucleotide messenger RNA. The record is from the annotation of a GenBank genome assembly. Lineage: Eukaryota; Fungi; Ascomycota; Dothideomycetes; Mycosphaerellales; Mycosphaerellaceae.